Neurospora tetraspora is the source of this 1195-nucleotide messenger RNA. RefSeq names its product Cnl2/NKP2 family protein-domain-containing protein. Lineage: Eukaryota; Fungi; Ascomycota; Sordariomycetes; Sordariales; Sordariaceae. The record is from RefSeq and is a predicted model, not a curated record. The transcript has 2 exons. Gene Ontology annotation, cellular component: Mis6-Sim4 complex; kinetochore. Bases 138 to 695 code for a protein of 185 amino acids. Gene Ontology annotation, biological process: chromosome segregation.
CUUUGUUGUGCGCCUUCCAUGGUUCUGCAUUUAUUUACUUCUUGUUAUAACUGUAAAUUACCAAAUACACAUUUAUAUGACUAGAAUCCACGGACAUCCUUUUACAGUUUUUCAUUUUCCAAGAAAAAUCCGGCGCAAUGGCACCGACCGAGACAAAAAUCCUCAGCGACUAUUUGCUAGUCCCCGCACAGCUGCCUGCAAUCAUCUCCUUGCAAGAGUUCACUGAGCUUUUCCCGCGAUCCCUUCAAUCUUCGCCUCAAGUCAGAAAUUUGUAUCGCGAUCUGCAGACACAGAGAAAUGCCGUCGUCGACUCAGUUGCGGCCGAGAUCGAGGCGGAGGCCAAGCGCGGCAAGGCAAUGCGCCGAGUCAUGAUCAAGGCCAAAAGGGAGGAGGAGUCGCAAGAGAACGAUGACGAAGCUGAAAUUGAACGGAUUCUGUUUGGCUCGACUUCUGAUUCACAAACUUCCAAACAUAGCAUUGGUUCCAUUCUUCCCGACCUUGAAGGCGCCGUGUCGGAGCUUGAGAGCGAGCUUCAGCUUCUUGGAGAGGAAGAGGCAGCACUUAUGGCGUCCAUUCAACGAACAGUGGGCAGCAUGAGCGAUCUACGCUACGGCCGCUUUGCUAAUGGCCAACUCCGUGAUCAAGUGCUCGAGGGGCUGGCGAGCUUGCGCGAGACUUGUAAAUCCAAAUAUUAAUCAUAUUUGUGAUAUGGAAUCGCUCAAGGGUCGACAAACGCGCUGAUAGACCUAGCCGAGCCAUCAUGACAACCCGAAUCUACAAUACACCUCUCAACCGUACUCAACACUCAGCAAGCCGAUAGCCCUUCACCUGUCAAGCUCGGUCCUCUAGCGACCCCCGCGAACAAUAACUCGCUCUUCCUACCCACCUUACCCCGCGAUGCUGGACAACAACAGCAGCAGUAGAGAAUCAACAAGCCGCUGCUGACACUACCACCGAUUCAUACGCCCAGUAACGAGUCUUUGACCAAGCAGACGCCAAGGAUAGACCCUUUUGGAACCGAUCCUGCAGUUCGUCACCCUCCUUCGAGUCAUUCACGCCAAUUGCUCCUCCCAAAAAAUUCCAGUCAACAUGUUCAAAAUCAAAUUCAAGCAAAUCGUCAUGACGGUUGAGACUAGACAAAUUGUACCAAAUGCUAUAACGAGAGCUAAAACGCGUAGCACUUUAGUGGCGAGGU